CCUCUUCGACCGAAAUGGAACGCCGCUAGACGACUGACAACACGCUCGACCCAAACCAAUAUGGCGCACCCGAGGAAAUUUGUAGAAAAAAUAGCGAUACAUAACCAACGAAUGGCCGAGGAAACUCGAGCCUUUGAAGAAAUCAUGAAAGAAGUAUCCGUUUUGGGGAGUUCCAUAAAGGCUAAUUCAAGUCAACAUCAUAGAUCUCUUCCCAAUGUGAAUACUAUAGGCUUUGGACAAAAUCAUAUUGACCUCCAGAGAGCGCUCAUGAACUUGGACAAUCUGCAGAGGCUACCAGGACGAAUGGAGCACUCGCCGAUGCGGGAACGAAGGUUUACGGCACCUAGAUCGACGCCAUUUCCAACAAAGCGAAAUUCAUUUGAUCCCUCUCCUUAUCAUACAGCCCCUCCGUACCAUCUCACACCACCACAGAUGGAUCAAGGGCAGAACUGGAGAAGAGCCAUUUCGGACUCAUCUCUACACCAAACUGUCAUGGGAGGRUCUCAUCAACUUAAAGAAAUUGAUAUCAACAAAAUGGGUGAAAUUAAGAGGGCUGGGAGUCCACAGAAUAGGCCACGCUCAUGUGAAGUCCCUGGUAUAAAAAUGUUUCCAACAUCUGAGCAAGCUUCACCAUUGAGCACACCUCAGUUGGCUAACACUGGCUCAUUGCCAGACUUAACUAAUCUCCACAUACCGUCCCCGCUUCAAACGCCAAUUGACACUGAAGAUACUCAAAUGAACCAGACCGCAUCUCCACCUCAUUAUCCAACAUCACCCAGACCAACGAAUGUUCGAAGGCAUUCCCCAGUACUGGAGAAACAGCCAUUUCCACCUGCAAUGCCAUACAUGGACCAAAAUAUCUCACCUCUCGAGUUACGGUUACAGCAAUUUCAACCAUAUCAACAGUCACCGUCAAGUAGUUCUGACAUUUCCAGUCAGUUUGGCUCACACUGUACAACUGUGUCAUCACCUACUAUGUCUCCAACAGCACCUCCGAUCAUGUCACCUCUGUUUAAAAACUUUCCAACGCAAAUGACAAAUGAUUCGUUGAAGCAGCACCAUCCAAUGAACAACUCAGUUCACCAACAGAUGCCACCGGAUUCCAUUGGAAUGGGCUUUGCCUAUGCAGGAGGUAGUCUUCCUCAAAGACUUCAUUACCCUUCCCUAGGUAACCACCAACARGGWAUGCAUUCUCCCAACAGCUUUGGUCAAUUUUAUUCUCAGGCUGGUGCACGGGUACCAGAUUUGAUUGUCACCAGUGAAGAUGAGGAAUCACAGAGAUUAGACUUUGCUCGGGAACUCACAUCGGCAAUGGUUAAUGUUGGAGGUGGUAACCCAACAGAUUUUUAUAACAACGAAGAUCCAUUAAAAGUUGAGUUGGGUCAGCUUGACAUGGAGAGCUUACAGAUGUUGUCAGGGCAUAGUGACUCUGAAGUGGCCGACCAAGCAACAGAGGAUCAAUUUCGCUUGGAUAGAAUGUCAGGCUUCUCCAGUACUAUUUUAUGUCGACGAGUUUGCGAUAGAUGCAGAAAGGUCAUUCGGUUUUUCGGUUACCGAUGCAGGGAUUGCAGAUACAAAUGCCACCGAAAAUGUUCGUCCUGCAUUUUGCAGCAAUGCCAAAGCGUACAGUACCAAGCAAAGCAAAUGACAUGCAAGGUUGGAAAAUUUUGGCAUAAACAYCCCAAGGAUAGAAGAAAAUGGCAACUAAACUCRAAAUUUGAUCCAAUUGYCAGCAGAGGUGCAGGAUCAGGUCAUUUAGAGCGUAGUUUGCGACCUAGAAAAUACAUAGACGCAAAGGGGAAAAUCAGACAAAAACUAAUCAACGGAAUCUAUGAUUCUUUCUGCUAUAAUCCACGACAUGGCAUUGAUUUAAAUCCAUCGAAUGAAUCGCAGACUUUUUCACCCAAAGUUGCAAAUGUAACAGUACACCGAAAAAGAGUCGAGCUAUCGCCAUUACAGCAUGAUAUUGACAUUGUUAACGAAAACAACCGCUGCAACCCACAACCCGGAGAGCAAUUUCUACCAUGUCCWAAUUCUUGGAAACGAACUUACUCUUGGUCAAGUCGACAUUCUGCCAUGACAUCGUUUACAUCGUCCUCAGGGUAUUCCUCAAUGCCAGCGUCAUGUCCAUCCUCUGCAAACUCUCACCGAAGCACAUCGCCUACACCUGAUUUUGCAAAUAUUCGCUCGCUUACUGCGACUUUAGAACGCUGCAGCCUUGAAGAAGGGAUAGAUAUGGACGAAAGGCAUGUUUAUUGGGAGAAAUCGCUACCUUUUAUUCGACUACCAGGAACAUGGCCGCUUUCAAGGAAAGUAAGACAAUCUCACCGAGAAACGAAGAGGAUUUUCUCAGUUGAUGAUUGCCAAUCGACAGACAGAGAAGAGACCAUCACGAACACAGGGUCGUAUACUGAAAGUAGCGACGAUGAUAUUAAGAAAUCGCUAAGAGAAUGGCGGAUUCCUUUCUCGGAUCUUCAGUUCGGUGAUGUCGUUGGAGCAAGUCCUAAAGGUCACGUGUACAAGGGUCGUUGGCAUGGUGAUAUCAUGAUACACACAGUCAAGAAAACAGCUAAAGAAGACUUUGAAGAAUUCUUAAAAGAGGUCUCUCUACUGAGCAUGAUCAGACACGAGAACGUUGUACUUUUCAUGGGUGCUUGUUUAGAGCCACCCAACCUCGCCUUCAUUACUAGUAUCCGAAAAGGUCUUUCACUGCACACUCAUCUCCACGUUCGACACGACUUUUUUCCUCUCUCGACAAGAAUCAGCAUCGCUCGACAAAUCGCUCAAGGGAUGAGUUAUCUCCACGCCAAAGGCAUCGUUCUUCCUCAUUUCAAUUCAAUGAACGUUUUUCUCGAGUCAAAAGUCAAGUUGUGUCUUACCGCGUACUCAGGACGAACAACAGUAGAAAGGCAUGGCUACGUCAGUCUACCACGCGGUCAUCUGACGUAUGUUCCGCCGGAAAUGAUGCGUACUUUAAGAUGGUCUGACGAUGAAAUUAUUUCAUCAGAGGUUCACUCGAUAUCCACUAAUGUGUACGCAUAUGGGACGAUUCUUUACGAGAUUAUGACAGGUCGAUGGCCAUACUCGCUCCACCCUGUAGAGUCAAUUAUUUGGAUGGUUGGCAAAGGCAACAAACAAUGUUUAAGACACACAAAGUGUCCAGAAAAUAUCAAGACUGUUUUAGGUCAAUGUUGGGACGCUGACUGUAAGGAAAGGCCUGAUUUCUCGACGAUUGUGCAGUUCUUCUUGCAAGAAAACUUCCCAGCACAGGAUACCCAUAAAAGAAUUAACGGAAGUUUCUCAGAACCUGAGAAAAUGCAUAUGGUUGGACGUUUAUCAGGAAGAUUGUCCAUACGAUGACCUCCUUGACAGAUUUCUAAACCAGUAAGGUCGCCUUCUAUUCCGGUUUCGAAACCAGAUUUGCGAUCUAUAGCUGCAUCACUCCUAGACAAAAGUGGCCCUGCAUUCAAUUGUCCGGACUGCAGACUGGAUGUCCCUACAGGGUCCCCRGUGUAUGGGUGGUGCUCAAGUUYCUGGGUACAAGAAAUUGCUUCCAUCCAAGUAUCUGCUGAUUUUGGCUCAACAUAUUAACUACCAUGAUGCUUUGCGACCAUCAACUUCAAGAAACGUUUUAUGCAGCCUCUCACUAGUUAUAGUACUAGUCUGAAUGAGUGCGACUGAGUUAUUUGACUGCUCGUCAAUUAGUGAAAGUGACAUGUAGAUAGCUGAAAGAAUUCUUCAAUUAUGAAAACGACAAGAUUAGGUUAAUUUGAGUAUUAUAGUCUCCUUCGUAGCCUCCCCUUUUGUCGGCCUUCCUGUCACUCCCAAGAAGUAGAAAACAGGAAGCCCGGCGAAAGGGGAGGCUCCGAAAGUGAAUAUGAGUAUUUGGGAUGCUUAAAUCUAUUUUAAAACUGACAGAUAUUUAUAUCGACUAUAAUAGCUACAGUCGUUGCAAUUCUGGGUAAUGUUCUCAUGCAACAUUUUUGUAAACGAAGCAAGUUUCAGUUUAUGAUGUUUAUUCCAAUACGGGGUCAAGGUCAAGUUCCAAAAGGGUUUGGUUAUCGGUAUGAGGAUGUAAAUCAGCUUCAUAUCUUUGUUUUUUUGUUUUAUUAUUUCAAUCAUCUUUCCUGCAAUCCAAGUUUUAAAUCUGGAUUCCUUUUUAUCAUAUGGCAGAAGAGAGACUGGAAGCUCAUUGCCAUAUGUGCUUAGGAAGUCUAAAGCAGACCUCGUCUAUUUAUAGGCCCCAGGUCUCUUUUAYAAUGCACUUCGGCCUUAAGAGGUUUGCAUGUGCUUAUUAAAACAAAGCAGGAAGCAGGACUUUCUUCUUUGGAUAAMACAGGUGUGAAAAGCGGCAAUAGUUCUCUAGCUCAAAGCAACAGGUUUGCAAAGCGAGAUGGACAUAUUCGUAGAUAAAUACCGUGUCGUUCCGUACAUCAAUCUCUAAUUUUAUUAGGAUACCUGAGCACACUUUAUAAAUAACACAAGCUUUUGUCGUUUGCAAGAAAACUUCUUUUAAUCUCUUUUAUCUUAGUUUUUGAUCUGCAAAACUAUUUAAGUAAAGUAAAACUUGCCUUGUGUCACUAGUUUUUUAGUUUCAUUUUUAUCGAUGCAAAUUGGACUCGUCUCAUCUUUACCAGGAAAAAAGUGCGUGAUGCCAUCAUGAAAACGUCUUAUUCAGUGGAUUCGUUUCUCAGUUGGCGCAUGCGCUUUUGAUAUAAAAACGGGUUAAUUGUCAAUAGUAAGACAUCCUACCAACCCAAAAAAUCUUUUUGAACAAUACUUUAAUAUCUAGAAGAAGAUAAACAGCGAUUCUAUAAACGAAAAACGCAGAAAAAAAACAUUCUAUACGCAGUUGCUUGCCGCUUUUUACUGACUUUUUGUGAAUAGUUUUAUACCAAGAUGRCGACGAUAUAUAGCUUUUCUAUUAAAAAAGUCGUCAUAUAACUUGUGAUUGCAAAUUUGUAUUCCCUAUUUUUAAUGAGCAUCGGGGAUGAAAAACGCCAAAAAGAGAUAGUUUAGCUGUAAAUAUUGGGUGAGCAAUACUCGCAAAGCAGCUUGUCAUUUAUCGUUCUAAUGUAGACAUCCUUUCUUAAGGAAAAAAUAAAGAUUUAACUGAAUUGAA
Messenger RNA from Exaiptasia diaphana, 5122 nucleotides. RefSeq lists its product as uncharacterized. NCBI's taxonomy places the organism in Eukaryota, Metazoa, Cnidaria, Anthozoa, Actiniaria, Aiptasiidae. Gene Ontology annotation, biological process: protein homotetramerization; protein phosphorylation; positive regulation of transcription by RNA polymerase II. The transcript has 21 exons. Bases 61 to 3360 code for a protein of 1099 amino acids. Gene Ontology annotation, cellular component: nucleus; cytoplasm. Gene Ontology annotation, molecular function: ATP binding; cAMP response element binding protein binding; protein kinase activity. The record is from RefSeq and is a predicted model, not a curated record.